Molecule: messenger RNA, 2019 nt
Organism: Saccostrea echinata
Lineage: Eukaryota; Metazoa; Mollusca; Bivalvia; Ostreida; Ostreidae
Exons: 1
Coding region: 16-2019 (667 amino acids)
Molecular function (GO): protein binding
Source: RefSeq, a predicted model, not a curated record
UCGAAGUCGGUAUUUAUGGGACUUUGUCGUAUAGUGGGGACGUCACAAGUUGUGACCAUGAGGAGAGAUAUGAUGGACAUCUUUGAGAUUGUAUACAACCGUUUGAAAACAAGCAUUAAACCAUUUAUUAGGUAUAGUGGAAGUGAAAGCGAGGGUUUCAGGAUGCACGGAUCAGACAUGGAUUCUAUGUUUUGGCCUGAUGAUCACAAAGUGGUCUGGAAUUUAUGUCAGUCUCAUUUUUAUCAUGGACAGACUGUUAUUCUCGCCGACUGUUCUGAUAGUCCACCAGGGUAUGCUUUACUACAAUUAUUGACACCCACAAUCGAAAGAAAAAUCGAAUCAUCAUUGCUGAGAAUAAACAACAGAGAGUUCUUAUCUAGUUCAAAAUACAGAGUGAACAUGUGUUCAGAGGUUGUUCCGAAUUCAACACAGCACGGACCUUGUGGUAGUGGAGUCAGAUUUGGAAUAGAAUUUGACUGUGCCCAUUGUUUUGCCUGUGAUUUUUGGCCCCCAUCUGCAUCUUUGUGGAGAAACAGAUGUCAUGCAUGGCCUCCGCCUCGUGUAGUUUAUGACAUAGUUAACCAGGGAUGUCACUUUGCAGCAAUCGGACACAAAUCAGGAAAUCACGAAGACAAGGAAUGGAGAAUUUCUUUCUCUCUUGCAGAAAGAAAACUUGUGUAUUCGAUGGAUCACUGUCAAUUCUUAACUUAUGGUUUGCUUAAAUUAUUCUUAAAAGAAGUCAUUAACAAAGGAUUAAGUGAUGAAGAAAAGUUGCUGUGUUCCUAUCACGUAAAGACAGCUGUUUUCUGGGUGCUUCAACAAAAUACAAUAGCUUACUGGUGUCCACAAAAUCUCCUGGAGUGUUUCUGGGUCUGUUUUAAACUCAUCCUUAAAUGGGUGUAUGAGGGAGUUUGUCCAAACUUUUUCAUUUCACAAAACAACAUGUUUUUGGGAAAGAUAAAUGGCUCUGCACAAUCAUAUUUAUUUCGUGCAUUAUAUGUAAUGUACAAUAAAGGAUAUGCAUGCUUGCUACAUUGUGCCUCCAUCACGUCUAAUAUCAUGAGUGUUCUUUGCAAUCCAGGUGUCUUCAUUUGCACAGAUCAGCGGAGCGUAAUCUCCGAGACUGAAUUCGAUUGUCAGAUGUUUGGAGAGAUGUAUAAUCUGGACUCAAUUGUCAUUAUAGACCUAAAGAUAUGUAUGAAAUAUCUGCGUUUUGCAGAACAAUUGCUUUCCUUACCGUUAACAAAAUAUAACUUCCUAAUGUUGCAAAAGCUUACGGCCUCCGUACUUCAGAGAACUGCUUUUAUAUUGCACAACACGUUCACUAACUCAGGUGAAAACAAACAGAAAUAUAUCAUUGACAAAUUGUCAUGUAAUAUGCUGAAAUUGGCAGCACAAAUUGGGUGUACGUCUGACCUGUUGUACAUUGCAUUGUUUUAUUACAAAACCAAAAGAUAUGCAGAAGCUUUAGCUGUGUUGCGAAUGACAAAGGCUAAAUUUUCGCAGCCAUAUUUAGCGUAUACGUACUCAGUUUCUGAUAGAUAUAUGGAAGCUGCAGGGGGACAGUCCUGGUCCAAAAAGUUUAGAAGAUGUAUGGCACAAAACAUUAAACUUUAUAAUGGGAUAUUGUACAUUGAUGAACUAUGUAGAGAACAAGAUACAAGCCAUGGGAGCUCUCAGAUGAAGCACUUCUUCUUGAUCAUUCCACCAUUUGUAUUUUUACAAAUGCUGGAGGUCUUGUGCUGUAGGCAUGUUGACGCAAUCAGUAGAAAACAAGCGUUAGAAGAUUUGCAGCUCUUAAUUUAUCAAAAUGAACCAUUGACUGUACCUGUGAUGUUUAGGGAUAUAUCCUGGCAGAUUCUCGGAAUAUGUCAACAGGUAACAGGAAACUACCAGGAAGCCUUGUACUCCUUCCAGCAGUCGCUCCAGGAGUAUCCAUUUCAUGGGAUUCGACAAGCCACGUGUGAGAGAAUUUUGAAACUGCUGCCAUACACUUCAUGGUCAGUGGACAAAUUAUAG